Messenger RNA from Truncatella angustata, 769 nucleotides. RefSeq names its product thioredoxin-like protein. The record is from RefSeq and is a predicted model, not a curated record. Bases 16 to 588 code for a protein of 190 amino acids. Lineage: Eukaryota; Fungi; Ascomycota; Sordariomycetes; Amphisphaeriales; Sporocadaceae. The transcript has 2 exons.
UUACCAAUUCUCAGCAUGCAUUUGCUGCUUGUUGGGGCUGAUAUAAGAUGUGUCACACAACUACUAUAUCAUUCGGUACGAAAGAAAGCACACCAACGGACCCUUUCUGGAGCUUAUACUGUGCCUGUUCUUGGAACCGCAAUAGCCUCGCUGUUACUCGUCAUCGUAAUGGCGCAGGCUGUAGAACAAAUCCACACAAUUCACAGUGUCGACGAGUACAAUGCUCUGCUCUCCUCACAUACGUAUACCGUAGUCGACUUCCACGCCUCAUGGUGCGGGCCUUGUAAGGCGAUGGCCCCAAUCUUUUCCCAGCACGCAACCGCACAUGCCUCUCCCGGGAAGGUCGCCUUUGCGAAGGUUGAUAUUGAUGAGAUACCCGAGGUAGCCCAGCGGUAUCGCAUCACCAGUAUACCUACGUUUCUGUUUGUCAAGGACGGCGAAGAGUACGAGGAGAUCCGUGCUGCCAAUCCACCAAAACUCAAGGCGGAAAUAGAAGAUAUUGCGAAAGAGCUCGCCAGAGGCAGUGGGCAGACGGACGAGAAGCAGGAUAACGACGUGGCAAAAGCUAUCAUGGAUGAGGAUUGGUAAUCAAGGCACCGAAUGUGUGGUUUGUAACUUUAUUCAGAAGACGUCCAAGUUGGAUUUAGGAGACGCCUACUUGUCUGUCUUUCAAGUCCGAGAGACAUGAGUAUGCCACGAGUUUCAUUCUAGACAGAUUCAAUUAUGCAUGUGCUGCGAGCACAGAGGGUAUAAGAAGUGGUAUCAUCAU